AAUAGAUUAUUAAUAUUGUAAGUUUAGUUUAGAAUAUAAGUAUUGGUAUACAAUGCGUGCUUUCAAUGGAGCGAUCAAUUAUUUUCUAUCGUGCGACAGUAAUGGAGCGCGUCGAUUUUUAACAAAACUUCCCCCGAAUAUUAGAAGAAAUGGAAAGACAGACAAGAUCUGCUCGCACGUCGAGAUUCCUAUACUGACAAGAUGCUGCUUCUGUCUACCGCUGAGGAAAGGCCUGAUCGCUUUUGCAUACGUCAAUUUGAUGCUUACAUUAGCUGUGACGUCACUGCUUUCAAUAUACAUCUCAGCGAUCCGAAACACGAAUAUUCCUAUGCCAGAUGGGUCGGAGUACCCCCGCCUGAUCGCCGACACCACCGCCCUCGUGCUGGAGGUCGGAAUGACCGUAGUCUUCAUAGUUGCAUUGCAUAUGAAACAUGUACUACUGAUGAAGAUCUACUUGUACUUCGAGAUCGUGUUUUCAAUGAUUGGCUUCGUGUACAGCCUCGCUUUCCUCACUCGAGAGACCGCCAGUGAAUUAUUCCUGAUAUUGUUCCAACUGAUGGUGCAGAUUUAUCUCGUGAUCCUGAUCUGGAGUACUAUAGUGAAAAUGCAACGUGAUGGAGUCGUGAAGUAUACGCGGGAACAAGGCACCGUCUAGUAACAUGUUGAUCUCAGAUUAUAAAACGAAACGCACCAACAAAAGCGAAUGUGUUUCCCGGUAAUGUGUGAUAUUAACAAUUAGGUAAUAAUCGUACGUCAUCUUAUAUAUUAAUAGCGUAAGCCGAUUUUUGUCCCAGUGAUUAUGGGACGAUAGCUGCACAUAAAAAAUCGGUUACGUCUCAUUUUGAACAGCUCCAGCCGUAUAUGUGUAGAAAAUUUAGAGGAUUAAUGAUUACUAUUUACUAAAUUGUUCCAAUUUAACAAAUAAUUAAUUUUAGAGUCAGGAAAAAAGUUACUGGCCGGUUAGGGAGCGGUGCUACGGCUGUAUAAGAAAAAAAAAACUCUUUACUAAUAA
Molecule: messenger RNA, 1012 nt
Organism: Vanessa atalanta (red admiral)
Lineage: Eukaryota; Metazoa; Arthropoda; Insecta; Lepidoptera; Nymphalidae
Exons: 5
Coding region: 53-655 (200 amino acids)
Source: RefSeq, a predicted model, not a curated record